AUGUGCCUGUGCUGUCUUGGCACCUACUCACUGCCUCUGCUUUUGGGUGGCAUCCUCUUUCCUCCUCUGAAAGAAAACUCCAGUUCCCUCUCUUCCACAUCCUGUUUUUUUCCUUUUUGUUUCCAUCACAAUCCUUGCCUGUUCUCUUUAGAGCAUUUGAAGAGCCAACAACAGGUCAGAGUGGUGGAAGCACAGAGGACAGAGAGGAAAGUGGCCCCAGAUAUGAGGUCUACUCACAAAAUCAAACCCUCCAUUGUGAAAGUUGGAGCUGCUCCUGAAAGUCUGCCUGAAAUGGUGACAGAGGCCCAGGCUUCAGGAGUGUCAUUAGGCAAAGUCUCAUCUGUUGAAAGCUCCCCCGGAGGUCACGCUUUGGAAAACAAGGGCACAGGCACCUGGUCUCUGACGGCCUGGGUCUCUGAGGUCCAGGCUUUUGAGGCCCGGGCCGUGAGGGCUCAGGCCUGGGAGACACAAGCUUUUGAGGCUCAGAGCAGGGCCAGCCAUCCCAAGGCAACCCCUGUCACGGGGGCAGGGGCUGCCCCAGUCCUAAGACAGGGAUUCUUACCCGAGAACGUUCAGGUGCCAGGGGAGGAGAAGAGUGAACUCCUCAUUACUCGUCCAUUCUGGUCCAACAAGGCUGAGUACCUCCUGGCCCAGGUGGGCUAUACCAUGAGGCCGUCCAGUCUCUGGAGUUUUUGCUACCUGUGGCUUCACAGCGGAGGUGGCAUUUUUCUCAUCAUCUACAUCUUCUUGCUGUUCUUGGUCGGGAUUCCUCUCCUCUUCCUGGAGAUGACAGCUGGUCAGAGGAUGCGUCAGGGCAACAUUGGUGUGUGGAAGGCCAUCAGCCCCUGGAUUGGUGGUGUAGGGUAUACAAGCUUCAUGGUGUGCUUCAUCAACGGCUUGCUCUUGAAUGUGAUCACUGCCUGGAUCCUCUUCUACUUGAGUCAGUCCUUCCAGUUUCCCAUUCCGUGGGAGAAGUGUCCCUUACUGGAGAACGCCAGUGGCUUUGAUCCUGAGUGUGCACGGACGACGCCUUCCCUGUACUUCUGGUACCGGAUGACUCUGAAGGCCUCAGACAGCAUUGAGGACAAUGGGCCACCAGUGCUGAGUCUGACCCUGCCCUUAUUCGUGUCCUUGUGUCUUCUUGGUGCUUUCAUGCUUAAAGGGCUCAAGUGGACUGGGAAGGUAAUGUGUGUCUUGGUAUCAACCAGUGGUCUCAUAAUGCUCUAUCUUGUUGUGCGGAGUAUAAUGCUGGAAGGGGCGGUGUUUGGCCUUCACUAUAUGACAGUUGUCAAGAUAUCAACUAUAGCCGACGCGAACGUAUGGUGCGGAGCAGGGAGCCAAGUCUUAUGUUCCUUGGGCCUCGGCUUUGGCGCCAUUGUCUCCAUAGCCUCGCACAUGCAAUCGUACAACAGCUGUCUCAGUGAUGCCAUUAUUGUGGCUCUGGUUAACCUGGUCUCCAUGAUGCUUGUCACACCUUUUAUCUUCUCUGUCUUGGGCUUCUGGGCCACACAGCUCACGCACCGCUGCAAUGCGAAGAAUAUUGAAACAAUUUUGAAGCUGGUAAACAUGGGGAUACUGCCUCCUGAGGCCCAGCCACCUCAAAAUCUGAUUGGUAACCCAACCUCCAUCUUCACCUCCUGGUUCAACAGCCUCUCCCACCCCAUCAAGAAGGAGGUCCUCAGCCAUGUGUCUGAAUGCAACUUAGAGGAGCAGUUUUUGAAGAUUAAGGAGAGCACAAACUUUGCUUUCCUGGCCUUCAUUGAAGCCAUGUCUUUUAUUCCUGGGUCUAUCUCCUGGUCCAUCCUGUUCUUCCUAAUGUUGCUGAACCUGGAGUUGUCCACCACGAUAGGGAUCACACAUAGCAUCAUUACCUCUCUCCAGGACACCUUUAUUUUUGUCCAGAAAUAUACAAAGCUGUUUACAGUGGUUGUCUUAAUGCUCAUGUUCCUGUGUGGCCUCUUCUUCACUCGACCUUCAGGCAGCUACUACAUCAGACUGCUGACUGACUACUGGACAAUCAUCCCUAUAAUCAUCGUCAUCAUAUUUGAAAACUUGGCUGUGAACUGGGCCAGAAAGGCCGGCAGUUUCUUCCCAGACACUGCUAACUUGUGGGGGCAUCCUCUGUACAUCAUCAUGCGCUGGCUGUGGUCCUGUCUAAUUCCAUUUGUGCUGCUAGCCCUGUCGAUGACCUCUGUAUUUCAACUAUCUCAGAAGAAUAUCACCUAUCUGGCCUGGGACUCAAGCAUUUCAAAAGAAGUGGUUCGACAAUACCCAUCAUGGGGGCUGUUCACAUUGUUCGCCCUUUCACUCACGGUCAUCCUUCCCAUCCCCAUAUACUUUGUAUAUUGCUUCACUCAUGGGAUUCCCUCCAACUCCACCAGCAGGGACAAGCCUAUGAUAUCCUCCAAGUCCUUACCCGUAAGUCUCCAACUGACACCCAUUGAAGAGGUCGAAAAUGAGGAAAUCCUCCAAGGUGAUACUCAAAUUGCUGAUCAACCUGUUCUGUCUGUACCUUCAACUUCCAUAUCCCUGACUGCUACUACCUCAGCUUACCAGUUAGUGUCUGAGCUGCCCACUGAGGAGAGACAGAAGUUUGACCUUCUGUCAGCACAAGUUUGGUCUGAUGAAGAUAAUGAAGACAUACUGGAGACCCUAAGCAAAGAUGAGCCAAAGGAUGGAGCCCCCCAUGAACGACCAAUCUGGGCCAAUAAAACUGAGUACCUCCUGGCCCAGGUGGGCUUCUCUGUGGGGCUAAGCACCAUCUGGCGCUUUCCUUAUCUGUGUUUUCACAAUGGAGGUGGCAGUUUUAUCAUCAUCUACAUCCUGAUGAUGUUUUUGGUUGGGAUUCCUCUUCUCUUCCUGGAGAUGGCAGCUGGUCAGAGGAUGCGGAAGGGCAGCAUUGGUGUGUGGAAGGUCAUCAGCCCCUGGAUUGGUGGUGUAGGGUAUACAAGCUUCAUGGUGUGCGUCAUCGUGGGCUUGUACUACAGUGUGCUCAUGGCCUGGAAUCUCUUCUAUUUGGUUCAGUCUUUCCAGUCUCCACUACCGUGGUUAUUGUGCCCCCUAUCACAGAACUCCAGUACUGAUUCUGAAUGCUCACGGACCAACCCCACCACAUACUUCUGGUACCGGAAGGUAUUGAAGGCCACAGAUGAAAUCGAGGUAGAUGGGAAACCACUCUUACAUUUGAGUGCCUCUGUCCUUGUGAUCUGGUUAAUCAUCUGCAUCUCCAUGAUCAAAGGGCCAAAGUCCACUGGGAAGAUGCUGUAUAUCUCAGUACUCCUUCCCUACAUCAUCCUUUUCUCUCUUCUUAUCCGGAGUCUCAUGAUGAAAGGCGCAUAUUUUGGGCUCAAGAAUUUGUUGGCUGCCAAGGUACCAGCCCUGUAUUCUGUGGAAGUGUGGCGCCGAACAGGAAACCAGCUCUUUUUGUCCUUGGGCCCCGGCUUUGGCAGCUUCACAGCAAUCAGCUCGUACAUCCCUCGGUCCAAUAACUGUAUCAUUGAUGCCUAUGCUGUGGCUUUUCUCAACUUGCUUGCCUCACUGACUACCACAGUGUUUGUAUUUGCUGUAAUGGGCCACUUGGUCACAGAUAACAACGAAAAAUGUUACUUGAUGAAUGCCAAAAAAGUGAUGGAUCUGAUCAUUGCCCAGGUCCUGCCGCCUGAGGCCUACCCUCCAGACAGUCUGUACUAUGAUCCGAGCUCCAUCUACCCCAAGUGGCUCAACAACCUCCCUGAACACAUCAAAAACAGAAUCCUACCCAAUUUGACUGAAUGCGACUUAUCUAAGGAAUUGAAUAAGGUUAUGAUCGGUCCAGGUGUGGUCAUUGUGACAUUUAGUGAUAUCAUCUCUUUGUUUUCUGGACCCACCUUCUGGUCCAUCAUUACCUUCCUGUUGCUGGUGAACCUGGGGCUGAGCACUGUGAUAGGAAUCAUACAAGGCAUCAUCACCCCUCUCCAGGAUACUUUCUCUUGCCUCAGGGAGCAUUCAAAGCUGCUCACAGUGGGUGUCUGUGUGCCUAUGUUCCUGGGCAGCCUCCUUUUUGUGAGGCCCUCAGGCAGCUACUAUGUGAACCUGCUGGAUGACUACUGGGUAUCUCUGCCCCUUUUCUUCAUUGUCAUCUUGGAGACCAUUGCCAUGGCCUGGAUCUAUGGGGCCAGGAGGUUCCUUACAGACCUGAGUAUCAUGAUGGGCCGCCCCAUCUCCCCCAUCUAUCGUUGGCUGUGGUGUUUUCUGUCUCCAUUUGUGCUGCUAGUCCUGUUUUUAAGCACCCUGAUUCACCUGUCUGUGAAGGAUAUCACCUACUUGGCAUGGGACUCAAGAAAUUCAAAUGAGGUGACCCGAAUUUAUCCAUCAUGGGCUAAAGCCUUGCUUAUAUUCCUCGUCAUCAUCACCGUCCUGCCUGUCCCUGUCUACUUCUUCUACACCAUCAUCAUUCGGGUGGUUUCUCCUGUCUCCACGAUCCACAAUACGGCCAUAAUAACCUUCCAACCUGAAGCUAAGGGGGACUCACCGAAGGUUGGUCCACGGCUUCAGAGAGAUACUAAAAUCUCCUCUGACCCCAGUGGCAAUGGUUUGCACCGACCUUCAUACCCUCGUCGCGUGCCCAGGCCGCCCCACCCCCAAGCGCCCGCAGAAGCGACCGGUCUUGUCCAGAUUCGCGUGUCAGUGGCGGGCCUCGGAUGGGCCCGCCCUGGAGACAACGACUCUCUCCAGCAGGUGA
Messenger RNA from Rangifer tarandus platyrhynchus (Svalbard reindeer), 4720 nucleotides. Lineage: Eukaryota; Metazoa; Chordata; Mammalia; Artiodactyla; Cervidae. The record is from the annotation of a GenBank genome assembly.